AACGUCAACAUAUCACCAACAAAAACUUGUCUCGACCACUCACUCUUUCGGCUGUUGCUCCAGUAGUAUGCCUGCCGGCGUAAUUACUUCGAGUACAAUGAUCUAUUAGAACGGUCGCGGAGCUCCUCGCAUUUUUUUUAGUCAUCGCGCCGAAGCCAAGUAAACAGAAGCUGCCAGCGAAGCUACAACGUCAACCGACAUGGGCAACUUCUUUGCGGACUUGAUCAUCUGUGCAUUCAUUUUGGGAACUUUUGGGAUUGCCCAUUUGUUCGCAAACUUUUUGCGACUAUGGCUAACGGCUGGUGCCCAAAGCGAUCUCACCCUCACACAAAUCAUCGACCUUGAUCAGUACUCGAAGGAGUACGCCUGGAUUAUAAAGCUAGCCGUGAACUGCUUCGGGUAUAGCUGCAUUCUGGUGCCCGGACUCCUCAUAUACAAGUACACCAACAAGACAAACUACAUCGAGAAAAGAGAUUCCGGUCCAAUUCAUAAAGCCGUGAAAUUCUGCUUUACUGGAUCUGACAUCGAACGUAUUGAGCCAACAGCCUCAAAAACGCCUUCGAACAAGGCCGUCACAACCGAUUUUGUAGUCCUAAUCUAUUGCUUUGUUGGCUUGAUGGGCUCCUACUUAACAUGGGGUGUCUUACAAGAAAAAAUUAUGACGCAGGAGUACAAGGGUGCGGACGGCAAACUGAGCUAUUUCAAGGAUUCACAAUUCCUGGUGUUUGCGAACCGCGUGUUGGCUUUCGUGAUAUCAGGAAGUUACCUGUUUGUCAAGCAACAAACUAGACAUCGGGCACCGAUGUAUAAGUAUUCAUUUGCAUCAUUCUCGAAUAUAAUGAGCGCUUGGUUCCAAUAUGAGGCAUUGAAGUUCGUAAAUUUCCCAACACAAGUAUUGGCUAAAUCGUGUAAAAUAAUUCCUGUAAUGCUGAUGGGGAAAAUUGUAUUUCGCACAAAGUACGAGUUUUAUGAAUAUCUGACUGCGGUUUUGAUAUCGAUUGGAAUGGUGUUUUUCCUAACGGGAAGUUUGGACGAAAGCAAAGCAUCUUCGGUGACAACAAUAACGGGGUUAUUUUUGCUGUCGAUGUAUAUGCUUUUCGACAGCUUCACAUCAAACUGGCAAGGGGAUUUAUUCAAAACUUAUGGAAUGAGCGCCAUACAAAUGAGUUGUGGCGUUAAUCUUUUUAGUGCAUUCUUCACGGCUGCAUCACUUUCAAUACAAGGAGGUUUUUUGGCGUCCCUGGAAUUCUCAUUGGAGCAUCCAAAAUUUGUGUUCGAUUGCGUAGUUCUAUCAAUAAGUUCUGCUGUUGGCCAGCUGUUCAUAUUUUACACAAUUUCAGUAUUUGGGCCAGUUGUGUUUACAAUUAUAAUGACGCUAAGACAGGCAAUGGCGAUCUUGCUCUCAUGUUUGAUUUAUCAUCAUACGAUAUCAGUCCUUGGCAUUGCAGGCAUCAUUGUGGUGUUCUUAGCAAUCUUUUUACGAGUGUACUGUGAUCAAAGGCAUAAAGCCCUCCGACGUCGAGCUGAAGCUAAUAGAACGAAACUCGCCGUGUAGAUAUAAUCUCCAUAAUGAAAGUGAAGCUACUAUAAUUAUUAAUAAGUAAGGAAAACUCGCAAUCUCCGGACAAAUUUUUACACUGAGCAUUGGGCCAGAUACAAAACUUAAUAGCUAGUCUUGAACAUGCCACUAACAAUAUCUCGGUAUUUUGUCCGAAUUCAUAAACUUUCUAUGCAAACUUCAAUGGUUGGUACUAAUUGUAAUUUUGUCUCUAGUUUUGAAUUUAAUGGUAAAACAGAUUAUUCCGCAUUUCUAAGCUUAUGGGUUGUCUUUUCAUCUUUGUGAUGACACCGAUUGAUUAAAAUCAUAAUCGUAAAAUUCAGUGGAAGCAAGUCGAGAUUACCGCUCACUGAUGCGUACGUAAAUUUAAUAUCGUUGCUGUCAACUCAGUAUGUCCGUUUUACUUCUUACGCAAAAGCGAAUAUCACUAGUGCUGAGAAUAUACAUAUGUUUAUAAUAAUAAUAAUCGUUGGCGCAACAAUCCAUAUUGGA
Molecule: messenger RNA, 2050 nt
Organism: Hermetia illucens (black soldier fly)
Lineage: Eukaryota; Metazoa; Arthropoda; Insecta; Diptera; Stratiomyidae
Gene: sll
Product: adenosine 3'-phospho 5'-phosphosulfate transporter 1
Exons: 5
Coding region: 200-1555 (451 amino acids)
Biological process (GO): transmembrane transport
Cellular component (GO): endoplasmic reticulum membrane; Golgi membrane
Molecular function (GO): 3'-phosphoadenosine 5'-phosphosulfate transmembrane transporter activity
Source: RefSeq, a predicted model, not a curated record